AAUCCUCAGAUACUAACAACAAUGCAGCUGAAAGUGACAUCAACUCAAGUAACAUGGACUCAGGCUCUGACGCUGCAGAUAACAAUGGCGACAGCCAGGAUGAUGAAAACCAAAAUACUGAUGAAGGCGCAGACUCUGAUGCUCAAGAUAAUGAUGCCAACAGCAAAGAGGAGGAGCCAGAUGCAGGGAGUGAGGAGUUUAUCGAGAACAAGGAUGAGGACGUGACCUCAAAGGAGGACAAAACCAAAGAAAAAGAUGAAGACACAAACAAUAAUGAGGACAAGGACAAAACCAGCCAGGCUGAUGGUGACGACACCGAAACUGAGCUCAAAGAUCAGGACAAUAGUGAUGCUGACAGCAAUGACUCUGACAACAAUGACCCCGCCAACAAUGACCCCGACAACAAUGACCCCGACAACAAGGACUCUGACAGCAAUGACUCUGACAACAAUGACCCCGACAACAAUGACCCCGACAACAAUGACCCCGACAACAAGGACUCUGACAACAAGGACUCUGACAACAAGGACUCUGACAACAAGGACUCUGACAACAAGGACUCUGACAGUGACAGUGACCCUGACAACAAUGACCCCGACAGCAAUGACUCCAACAAUGACCCUGACAGUGACAGUGAUCCUGACAACAAUGACCCUGACAGUGACAGUGAUCCUGACAACAAUGACCCUGACAGUGACAGUGAUCCUGAAAACAAUGACCCCGACAGUGACAGUGAUCCUGAAAACAAUGACCCCGACAGUGACAGUGAUCCUGAAAACAAUGACCCCGACAGUGACAGUGAUCCUGACAACAAUGACCCUGACAGCAAUGAUUCUAACAGUGACCUCGACAGCAACGACUCUGACAAUCACACCAACAACAAUGACUCAGAGGAUGACUCUGACAACAGUGACCCCAACAACAGUGACCAUGACAACAACACUAACGAUGAAGACAAGGUUGAGGACGAGCCUGUAACAUCAGAUAUUGAUGGACCAGAGCAGCACAGUCCAGAAACUCCUGUCUCUGAGAAUGUGGAGCAGGACGACUCUGCAACGUCAGAACCUGAGGAGCAAAGUCCAGAAACUUCCACCUCCACUGAAGCACCAUCUGCUGAUCAAUCAGGCCAAUCGAACCAACCCGACAACCCCCCCUCUACCACAGCAGACGGUAAAGUUCACCAGAUCUCAUAACCAAUCCCAGCUCAGAUCUCAC
This is a messenger RNA of Plectropomus leopardus (leopard coralgrouper), 1215 nucleotides long. Lineage: Eukaryota; Metazoa; Chordata; Actinopteri; Perciformes; Serranidae. The record is from RefSeq and is a predicted model, not a curated record.